AUGACUGAAGGAUUAUUAUAUGCGGAUCAUUUUUGGGGCGAUAAACAUCAUGGUUUCCAGGUUGGUUUUUCUCUCAAAUUUAACCUUGAACCUUUGAAAGUCCGGAAAUUGUCACAUUUUUUCUCUAUUUUAAAAAUAAAAGAAUUUAUCAUUGAUAAACUAGUUAUUGGCACCUCCCUCCCACUUUCUGAAAAAAUAGAGAGAAAAAAUAUUUUGGUGACUAAAGAAAAAUUAAAUGGAAAAAAAUGAUGCUAGAAAAUUUGAAGGUGCUCCAAGAGAAUAUGAAAAGAAGUGAGGAGACGUGUAAUGAAGUGACACAAUUUGUGAAGGAUCGAUUGACUGUAGAGGAUGAAUAUGUGAAAGCAAUUAAUAGGAGUGUAAAUAAGGUGAGAAUUAUUUUAUUUGAAAUUUGAACACACUUAGAGGAACUUGUAGUGGGCCAGAGUGAAAUUUCGAAUAACAAACCAAAUUUGAAUUUUUUUGAAGUUCCAAAUCUUGGCUAAGGUUGUGGUUUCUAAAAAACAAAUUGCACUCAAAAAUUUUGCUUCUCAACUUCAAAGAUCCCACGACAUUGAAUAAGAAACUUUUAAGAAUGUGCGGCUGGAAAUCCAUGUUGAACUCUAAAAAUUACAAUUCGUUUUUUUUUCCGAAAAAGUUACUUAUUUUCCAUAAUUUCAACUUUUUCCAAAAGAACUACAAUUUUUCUAGGUCACAAGUUUUAUCAACAAUGGUUCAAGUAUCGAGCAAAUUUGGCAUUUGACAAAAAACACAAUGGAAUUAUUAUCAGAAAUACAUUUAAUGUUAGUGAAAAAUCUACAAGAUUUAUCAAAAGAAAUGCAAAAAUAUAAGGACGAUGUUGGAAAAACGAGAAAAGAAAUGAAACAACCAAGUGUGGCAGAUGCUGUGAAUUUGAUGCAGACAACAACGACAUGUUUACAGAAAGCUAAAGAGACUUAUUAUCAUAGAUGCAAUGAGUUGGAAAAAGCGAGGAAGGAAUAUUCGGCAAAUAAUAAGGAGAUUAGUAAGGUGAGAGUUUUUCGAAGAUCUUUUUUUUUGAAAUUUCGGUUUAUUUUUUGGAAAACGGACAAAUUUAAAAUUUUAAAUAUAAAGUUUUACGAAAAACAAAAUUUUUCGAAUUGUUUCAUCAAAAUCUUUUUCUGCCGAAAAAAGCUUGUAUUUUAUUGUGUGAAAUAGUUAGUUUUUUUUAUCAUUCACACAAGGUGACAAUCACACAUUUUACGUGGGAAAAAAAAUUUUCAAAUAUUUUUUCUAAAACUUAAAAUUUCUAUAAAAACUUUAUCAAAUCAAAUAUUUCUUUGCAGCUUGAAUCAAAAGUGGCACGAGCACGAGAAGAAUAUCAAACAUAUGUAGAUAAAUAUGAAACAGUUCGAGAGGAUUUCGAGACAAAAAUGAGCGAAUCAUGCAAACGUUUUCAAACUUUUGAUAGAUCUCUUUAUGCAUCAAUUCAACAAUAUAUUUUCUUAUAUGCAACACAUUCCACUGAAAUGUCACAAGCUUCAAUGCAGGUUACUGAACAGUUUCGAGAAUCUAUUCAACAUUUGAAUGCGGACGAAUUUGUGAGGAAGUUUUUGAAAUCGAAAAGCACCGGGAUUGAUAAACCACGUGAGUGUUUAGAAUUUUUGAAAAUUCUCGAAGUUUCUUAAAAUGUGUAAUUUUGAAAUACAUUUUCGGCACCUCCAAAAGAAUUAAAACUCAUUCUAAUUUUAUUUUUUAAAAUCAUAAAUUCAUUUUUUUUUCCAGCGCAUGUAAUUUUCGAAGAACCUGAAAACUCGCCAACUCUCAAUUCAAAGGAAAUCAAUGAUAUAAUUUCAGGUUUGUGUUACAUAAAAAGCUAUAAUUAUCCAUAUUGUGCACUUGAGCUCCCCUUCUCUAAUCUUUUUCUAUUUUCUUUUGAUAUUUGAAAAUAAUAAUCCGUAUAGGAUUUUCUUCAUACUUACAUUAAUAGAAAUAAAAAGAAACAUAAAAUAUCUUUUAUUUUUCUUAUCAUAUUUUUGUUUCGCUUAUAGUGAAACAAAAAUUGAUUGCUUCUCUUUUACACUGAUGAUCUUUUGUCCAUUUUUCUAGCCAAUUCAAUGCCAUCAUCUUGUUCGUCAUCUGGAAUUCAAGAAACAAUGACAACAACGCCGACGGCGAACACUGUUGAUUUAUUAAUGAUGGAUACAAUUGGUGAAGGUUGUAUUGAAAAUCAUAGUAGUGGAACUGGAGCCGAUGAAAAGGUAAGAUCAAAAUUUUUGAAUCGUAUUUUUUUUCGUACUGAAAUCGAAAAACACAUUUUUAUGGUCACUCACAAUUGAAAAUUCCAGAAGCUAUGUCUGAAUCAAAACUCCCUAGGGAAUUUUUCUCAAAAAAUCUAGAACUCGCAUAAAAAAUUUUCCAUAAGUUUUCUUAACAUUUAUGAGACAAUUUUUUCAAAUUCCCUCGACGAUUUUUCAUAUGAAUAUGACUUGUGGUCUUGAAAUUCUUUAGAUUCCAAGAAAUCUAAAAUUAAUCCCCUCUCAGAUAAGCUUCGAUGAAGGAAUUGUGCCGGAAAAGAAGACAUCAUUCUCAAAUGGCCCGGCUGCCAAAAAACUAUCAAUGUUUAUGAACAAACGAAAGAAGACAAUAUCAUCGAGUAGUAUUGAUGAUGUUCCCGCCGCUGCUGAAUCAUUCAGUGCUUCUGGUCUGUUCAACAAGUUUUCGCGAGAAAAACGGCGAUCGAAAAAAGAUAGUGAAGGAGGAGGAAGUGGAUUGAGAGCGUCAGUUUGGUUGGUUUUUGAUUAUUAUUCUUUUGGGUGUUUUUGUUUUGUUUCAUAUCAUCAUGUCAUUUUUUUAGUAUGGAUGAUGGUCAAAGUACUGCAAGUAGUUCAAAAAGUGAUGAUAAGGUAUUAAAUGGAAAUACAAAUCCAUUAGAUAUGCCGAUUGAUCGACCAAGUGUUGAUGAAGAAGGUUAUGUUAUUCGAGAGGAUGUUGGAGAUAAAGAGGAUACGAAUUGGUCGAGUUGUUCGAGUGACGAGGUUGGUAUUUUAAAACGGAAAUGUCGAAUUAGCCAAUUUCCGAGAAGCAAAUUAUUAAUAUAUUUUUCCCCGUUUUUUUAGGACGACGAAAACGAGAUGCAACAAUCGAAAAUUCGUGCAUUGACAAUUCGGCCAGCCGAUCGACCUGUUCAUAUGAAUGCGUCUGUGGAUGAAUUGCGUGAUGCGAUUGGAAGUAUUACACUGACAAGAAGUACGACUUUUGAUAGAGAUCCUUGGACAAUUGGAGGAACUCGUGCACCUCCGCGUUUCUCACAAUCGAUGAAUGUUUCGAGUUUGCGACAACCGCUUAGAUCACAUCAUACGGCAGAUGGAAGAUUUAGGACUAAUUUUAGUGGUGAGUGGAUAGAGAGAAAUUUUUCAUAAGCUAAGUAUUCAAUAAUUACGACACUUAAAUUAUAAAAUCCCCAAAAGAUUUUUUCUAGGCAAGCUUGUACAAGUCCGAGAAAAAUAGAAAAUUUUUAUGACCUAACUUGGGAAGGUUGAAGUCGUAAAUUACAUCAGCGAGUGUGUCGUAACAAAACACAUUUUUAGAGGAAGUCUUUUUUAUAUAGUGAAGCCCUUUAGUGAGAGAAGAUUAUUUUUUCAAAAAAAAAAAAAAAUAAAUAAAAUUUCCCUAUUUUGCAUUCAUAUUCAUCAAAAAUUACAGAAUCUGAGGACUCGAAUGUGCCGCCUGCGUUCUCGGUUUCGAUGAAUGCUGGAAUGGGAAUUGCAAGAGCGCGACCUAGAUCAAACACUCCGACUACGAGUCAACUUAUGAGUAGAAAAGAAUCAACGAGUAGUUUUUGUGAUCCGUGGUCGUCGACAUUCAAUUUGGCACCAAGUGAAUCAAAUCAUUCACUCGGGGAAUCGUCGUUUAAUUUAUCACAAUCAACUGGAAAUCUAAUGCAAGCAACAAUUAGUGAACAAAGAAUUCCAAUUGCGAUGGCUGUUAAUGAAUAUUCGCAUGUUUGGUUUAAGAAAGCUGAUUUGACACAAUGUGUUCAACGAACAUUUGGAACUGUUAUGAUAUCUUUUGCAUCUUCAUCAAUUGCACUUUUGACAUCUGUUCAAUAUGAAAUUGAACCACUUGCAUUUAAAUUAACAAAUACUGAUUGUAUCAAAGCUGUUCUUCCCAAUAAACAACUCAUUGAUGAAUCACAAAGUAGAAAAGAUGCUGAUGGAAUAUACACAUUUUAUUUUAAUAAGGCAAAUCUAGCUAGCUGGCUGUUAGCCCAACAAAAACUAAAACCUGAGGCAGGAUUUAUUAAUGCCGAAGUUGCUAGAUAUGAACUCGAUUCAACAGCACCUUCAAAUUCUCAACCUCCGCUAUUUCUCACUGCUUAUUGGAAAUUCGAAAAUGAACAUACAGGUCAGAUAUUUUCAAAAAUCAAAAUGAUCUUGUUCAAAGUUAAUUUUUUUUAGAUAUUCGAGUGGAUUAUCGAUUAAAUACCGAAUCAUCUAUCAAAGUUCCAUUGUUGAAUGUGAGCUUUACCACAACACUUACUGGAAAUAUUGAAAAUUGUACAUGUGAUCCGGAUGCUAAAUGGUUUGUUCUCUUUUUCCUUCACCGCUUUUCCAAAAAAAUAUUUGUUUUCUAGGAACUCGGAAAACUCUAACCUAUCUUGGAGUAUUUUGGAAAUCUCGCGAAAUGGUGAAGUUGGCGGAUCAUUGAAAGCAAGAGCUCACUUGAAAACAAGCGAUGAAGUGAAUUUUGAGACUUUGAAUCGAAAACCGGCGCAAGUUUAUGCGCAAUUUCAAUGUCAUGAGACAAGUCUUUCGGGAGUCGAUGUUUCGCUAGUUCAAUCGGAUAUUUAUCAUUUAUCAAUGGUUCGAAAGAAGGUUUUGGCCGGAAAAUAUUUCUGUGAUCCUGAAUUGCGAACUUGA
Caenorhabditis angaria is the source of this 4898-nucleotide messenger RNA. The record is from the annotation of a GenBank genome assembly. NCBI's taxonomy places the organism in Eukaryota, Metazoa, Nematoda, Chromadorea, Rhabditida, Rhabditidae.